CCCAGGCAAAACGAAGUCAACAUCGCAAAUAACUUUACAAUGUCGUCCACUCCGCAGGUUAAAAUCGGCCAUUAUAUCUUAGGGGAAACCCUGGGUAUGGGCACAUUCGGAAAAGUGAAAAUGGGUGAACAUCUCCUAACACAGCACAAAGUAGCCGUGAAAAUCCUGAAUCGACAGAAGAUUAAGAGUUUAGACGUCGUGAGCAAAAUCAGACGAGAAAUCCAGAAUCUGAAACUCUUCAGGCAUCCGCACAUCAUCAAACUAUAUCAAGUGAUCAGUACUCCCACAGACAUAUUCAUGGUCAUGGAAUAUGUAGCGGGAGGAGAACUGUUUGAUUAUAUCGUCAAAAACGGAAAGCUAAAAGAUUUUGAAGCCCGCAAGUUCUUCCAGCAGAUUAUCUCAGGGGUAGAUUAUUGCCAUCGACAUAUGAUCGUCCACCGAGACCUAAAGCCAGAAAACCUGCUGCUUGAUAACAAUAUGCAUGUGAAGAUCGCAGACUUUGGUCUGUCUAACAUGAUGACAGAUGGAGAGUUUCUAAGGACAAGUUGUGGCUCACCAAACUACGCAGCCCCAGAAGUCAUCUCUGGAAAGUUGUAUGCUGGUCCCGAGGUUGACAUCUGGAGUUGUGGGGUCAUUCUUUACGCUCUACUAUGUGGAACUCUUCCAUUUGAUGACGAACAUGUUCCGACACUCUUCCGCAAAAUCAAAGGUGGUGUGUUUGUCAUACCAGAUCAUAUCAGUAAAUCAUCAGUGAAACAACUCAUAACACAUUUGCUACAAGUUGAUCCGCUUAAACGAGCCGACAUCAAAAACAUACGAGAGCAUGAAUGGUUUAAGGUAGAGCUUCCAGAGUAUCUGUUCCCCAGGCAUAAUUUUGACGAUUCUAUCAUCGAUAAUGAAGCUGUCAGGGAAGUAUGUGAGAAAUUCAAUGUGAAGGAGCAGGAGGUACACAAUGCGCUGUUAGCCGGUGACCCUCAUGAUCAGCUACGCAUAGCAUACUAUCUUAUCAUUGAUAACAAACGCAUUAUGGAUGAGACUUCCAAGACACAACUGAAAGACUUUUACCUUGCAUCAAGUCCACCGCCCAGAGAGUCAUACCUUGAAGUUGGGAGAAUGAAACCAACAACGUUACUUUUACAGGAAGGUUCUGGUGCCCCUGCAGUCAAACCUCAUCCGGAAAAAAUGCCUGCGUUGUCAAUUAAUAUUGCUGAGCACCUUGACAUGAAGACGUCGGAGUUAUCGCGGAGGAACACGCCGCUGAAACGAUCAAAGUGGCAUCUAGGUAUUCGAUCACAAAGCAGACCUCUAGACAUCAUGGGGGAAGUCUACCGUGCCAUGAAGACACUCACUUAUAAUUGGAAAGUUGUCAACCCUUAUCAUGUUUACGUCCAGAGGCGUAACUCGGUAACCGGCGGCAUCUUCAAGAUGAGUUUGCAGCUUUAUCAAGUAGACAGCAAAAGCUACCUCUUAGACUUCAAGAGUCUUAGCAAUACGAGGAAUAGCUUCGGCCAGUACUCAUCAUCUUCAAUAGACGAAAAAAUGGAUGCCGCUGACUCCAAAUCUUCCUCAACCUUGACCCCACGCCUGCCAUCGACCCCCGAGACUCCACAAUCGCCCACGCCCCCGACAUCUCCAACCUGCAUGAAUCACGACACUAUGGAAUUCUUUGAGAUCUGUGCCAGCCUCAUUGCAACGUUAGCGCGGUAGAUCCGUCAUAGCGCCACCUAGGGGCGGGAAAAUUGCCGCACAUCAUGUGCGCAAACAGGGCAUUACAGAAGGUCAGUGUAAGGUUGCUUUUUCCACGAAUAGGCAACGACGUCAGCAUUUAGAGUGAAGAAUGUACAGUGACUUGAGAGCAUAGAAACAGAACUCGGAGACCAAUGAGCUCGACUGCCCAAUUUGUUGUCUCUGUAUGCGUUUAAGCGCACCACAUGACGUGUGUAAAUGGCAAAAUAAUCAUCACGUGAGCGCACAUAGACCUUUUUUUAUGUGAAUUCAUUGGUCAAUGUUCAUGACGUCUACUGUAUAGCAAAACAGAAUGGCGUACGCACAUCGAUAAAAGUGGUCUCACAACGAAAUCGCUCGCACAAUGUCGAUCACUCGGCGGUCCUCCGAGUUCUAUGCUUGAGAGUUGCCUUUGAACCUUUCUAUUCGGGAUUGUGUACCACACAGAUCUUGAAAUGAAACUGUGUUUUUUUUUGUAAUUGGAUUUUUGUCUAGUUGGGUUGGUGUACAGCCAUGGUGCAUUGAGUAGGGGACUUAUUGGGUAUUAAAAGUCUCGUCGGUUAGUGGGGAAACAAAAAUAGGGUUAACCUGACGUUUAAUCAUGUUGAAUAAGUCUUGAAAUACUUUAAGAUCUCAGGUUUCUGUGUGAUGUUUUCUGAAACAUUUCUGACUUUGAAAUGGUUUACACUGCAUGAAAUGCAGACGAGAUGAAACUAAGAAUUGAUCGUUAUUUCGGAGAACUUGAAGAACCGGAUGUCCAUCCUAAAAAGUGCUCGCUUACAGCUUGCAUACAAAAUCAAUUAUAGAUAUAUAGAUAUAUAUAUAUAUUAACUCUGUUUGUUUGACUUCUGAAAUGAACAGCCAAAUAUAAGUGCUUUGAUUAUGAUGCUUAUUUUGUUAACAAUCCUGCAGUAACUGAAAAAAACAACUCUGUAUAUAUGUAAUAAAAACUAGUAUGUUUCAAUUUUUGUUUGUUUUUUUUAGGUGUAGAUAUUUUUUGAAGAAAAAUAGCCGCUUAAAGGCUUUAAAAGAUCCUUGUAUAAACAUCUAGGCAAAUUGAUCACCCCUUUAAAAAGGCAAAUGUUAAAAUGUACAAGAAAAAUAUUUUUGCCCAAACUACUUUUUUUGUGGGCGUGGCUGAUUUAAGUUGAAAACCAAAUUGGCAAAGGAAGAGAGUCGCUAAAGCAUAAAGUGUAUCGGUCGAGUAUUUUGCAGCUUUUGACUAAAUGAUCAUUGAGCUAAGCAAUGGGAACUCUCUGCCCGUACACACAGGUGUGCGUGUAAUAUUUACAAAUAAAGUUUGUGACAUUUUAAACAUUAAUGAUAAACAAUAAGGGUUUUUAAAACUGAUUAUGGGUGAGGUUUUUGUGUAGGUCCACAGCAUUUAUGCUUGAGGAAUGUGAAUAAUGUUGGUAAGAUUGAAGAUAUAAAUGUCCAAAGAUUAACACAGUACCUUCCACGGUGUAAAGGCGGUCAGAGUGGGAAAUUUUCCCUGAAAUAUUUUUGCUUGAAAAGCUAUAGUUUUUAAGAAAAAGAGUCAAUCAAUAUAAUUUUGACCUUAUUGUACAAAACCCAAUGUUUAAAAACAGUGAAAGCAUAUAGCCUGUAAAUUUUUUUUUUUUGUGUUAUCAAGAAGUAAGCCAAAAGGGA
This is a messenger RNA of Asterias rubens (European starfish), 3375 nucleotides long. RefSeq names its product 5'-AMP-activated protein kinase catalytic subunit alpha-2-like. Gene Ontology annotation, cellular component: cytoplasm. Lineage: Eukaryota; Metazoa; Echinodermata; Asteroidea; Forcipulatida; Asteriidae. Gene Ontology annotation, molecular function: ATP binding; protein serine/threonine kinase activity. The record is from RefSeq and is a predicted model, not a curated record. Bases 40 to 1707 code for a protein of 555 amino acids. Gene Ontology annotation, biological process: intracellular signal transduction; protein phosphorylation. The transcript has 15 exons.